AUGGAGUGUCUCGGUAUUCCUGUUGAUCAUCGACUGCGACGACUAAUUCGGAAAGCUCAGCCCAUCAAUACGAAUGAGGACUCUGAGCACAUUCGGAUACUCCAGAGAUUUGGAAAAUCCCUUAAAAAUGGGCAGAGCGAUUAUCUUUCUACAUAUGACCUUAGCUUCGGGCUCGAAUUGGCGCGGCCGGAAUCAAAGGCCGGUGUGGUGGUUGUCUUGUUACAACCACAUUCAACACAGGAUAAUUCAGACGGUUUCUUAGCAGGAAGACACACAUGCGCAACUAUCAAUGCAGUAUCUGACUUGAUUUCUGCUGCGACUAAUUCCAAGUUAGGCCUAGAUGACAUCAGCGGGGUUACAGGUCCAGAAUACGACGACCUUAUUGCACAGAGUGUGUUCGCCCAAAUGAUUAGAGCGAAACAGCCAAAUGUUGUCAUACCAUGCUUCAAAUCAGAGACCAGCAACGCACUUGUUCAAAACCUACGUUGUCGUCGGCUAGGAUCCAGCUUUGACGAUGAUCCGCGGGGGUCAAAGCAGCUAGCUGAAUCAGAAUUCAGUUGUUUUAAGCGGUUACUUGUCUUGGAAUUUACAAAGGCAUUUGCCCUUUGGCGAAAUGAUUGGAACGACUUGGGCUGGAUGAGUCUCUUAAGAUAUGAAUGCACUAAGCAGGCAAGGGAAAUCUCGAAAGCCGAGGUCGAGAACUGUUGUGAUCAAUUUUUGAAAAGGCGAUGGGCAACUCUCCUGGGGAAUCUUGAAACAGGUUUCGAGAAAUGUUUCUUUUCUGAGUCUGGUUUCAGCUUGGUUGAGGAUACCCGGUACCGGCUUGUUGAUUCCAACAUCACUUGGAUCUGUUGCGAUAUCGCAUUGGUCUUGGAGCAUUUUUACCCUGAUGGUUUUGACCAACAUAUGUCGGAGAAGCUACUCCAUCAUUUCAGAAGCUGGUGUUACAAAGUACGGCCUGAAACAAAUCUUCAACACAGUUCAAGUGGUUCCAAUGGCUACUAUGAUCAUUCAGAGCUCUUGCUCUUGAGAUCACAGCACCAAACAGCACGCGCAAACAAACUUGAGAACAAAUUCUACACCCUCCUGCGUGAUUUGAACCUGUCUUACAGCUCGCCACAGAUUCUAUUCAAUAUCAACGGAACUGCCCAAACACAUGCUUUUCUGAGAUUCGCUGCGGCUUUCGAAAACAUUCUGGAAGAAGCCCUAGAGGAAACUCCAAAAAAAGGGCAUGGCCUCUCGGAAGAAAUGGCUUCUAUGAGCUUAAACCAGUGA
Messenger RNA from Aspergillus ruber CBS 135680, 1275 nucleotides. RefSeq lists its product as uncharacterized. The record is from RefSeq and is a predicted model, not a curated record. NCBI's taxonomy places the organism in Eukaryota, Fungi, Ascomycota, Eurotiomycetes, Eurotiales, Aspergillaceae. The transcript has 4 exons. Bases 1 to 1275 code for a protein of 424 amino acids.